This is a messenger RNA of Durio zibethinus, 1180 nucleotides long. Its product is annotated as nicotinamidase 2-like. The record is from RefSeq and is a predicted model, not a curated record. Lineage: Eukaryota; Viridiplantae; Streptophyta; Magnoliopsida; Malvales; Malvaceae.
CUUUAACUUUCCCAAUUUCCAUAUAUUCACUAGCGUACAACGAACAUGCUUGCAAUCAAACUUAAAAAAUAAAAUUAGAGUAUUGUUACUUACAUUAAUUUCCCAAGAGAAAAAUAGUAAAAUGAAGAAAAGAGCCCCUGGAUGAAGUGAAAAUUGCAAGCUGCCACAAAAUAAGGACAUAGCAAUCGAUAUCUUUGAAUAUGAACAGCCCAGAAGCCAGCCCAUACCGUCCAUAACUCCACUCCAUUUGCUUCUUCUGUUCCACAGAUGUAGAUAUCAGGUUUUCCUCUUUUUAACAUCCAACUUUUUGUCUUUUGGAUAUAUAAAAUUGUUUCCUCUGAAAAGAUAAAGUAAAGGAAACCCUAUUUCAGAAUCUUUUCUCAGAAACCAAAAUCAAUGGCUUCCUCGUUAAAUUGCUCCUCGUACAAGAAAUACGAAAUCAGAAAGCGAGACCCAAACCCCAAAACCUCUGCUUUAUUAGUAAUCGACAUGCAAAACAAAUUUUCGUCUUUCGCCAAGCCUAUUCUCAGCAACACGAUCACUACCAUCGACCUCUGCCGACGAGCUUCAAUCCCUGUCUUCUUUACUCGCCAUUGCCACAAGUCCCUCGCCGACAGCGGCAUGCUGGGGGAGUGGUGGGACAACGACAUCAUUUUUGACGGCACCGUUGAUUCCGAGUUAAUCCCCGAGAUCGAACGGCUGGCGGAAGCCGACGAGGUGGUGGAAAAAACGACGUACAGUGCGUUUGAGAAGACGCGCCUGAAGGAGAUGUUGGUGGAGAAAGGGGUGGAGGAGGUUAUAAUUACGGGGGUUAUGACGAACCUGUGCUGCGAAACGACGGCGCGUGAUGCGUUUGGGAAAGGGUUUAGGGUGUUUUUUUCAACGGAUGCUACGGCAACGUUGGAUUUGGAGUUGCAGGAGGCUACUUUGAAGAACAUGGCUUUCGGGUUUGCUUACCUCGUCGACUGCAAGAGGCUUCAGCAGGGGUUUUUCCCUGACUAGAUAAAGUAAUUUUGUUUAAGAAAUUGCAUGUUACUAGUAGUAAUCGGUGUCAAUAUUGCUUGUCUUUUUUUUUUUUUUUUUCUUUUGUUUUUUUAUCUAUCAUCAUCUGUAAAUAUAUGUGUUGAGGUUUUGAAUGAUAAUUAUUUGGCUUGGUUUAUUUUCUCAUUUUUCAUUUUUU